GUGCCUGAAUAAUGUUGAGCCUAAAACUGGCCAGCCUUAAAAAUAAUUAUAAACUGCUCCAAACUUUUUUUAUAUUUUCAUAAUACAUUUUCUCUUUGACUUUUGUCAGAACAUUCAUUAUCAAUUCAGUAAAAAAAGCAUAUGUUGAUGCAUCAUGCAUUAAAUGGCUAACUUCAUGGGUGGUAGGCUAUAAGUUACAAAAAAAAUAGUGACCAUGAAAAUAAUAUUAUUUGUUAGAGGACUGAUCUUUUAACCAAAUAAGUAAAAUAAUAUUUGGUUAUUUUGUUAAGCAUACAAAAAAUACUGAAAAGCCAUUUUUAUAAAUUAUGACAUUACCCUUUCAGCUGGAUAAAUGGUUACUGUAUACAGAUCUUUUGUUUCAUUUAUAUGUCAUAUAGAGCUCUACCUCCAGUAUUGUUACUUUUAUUUAUUCUUUUUUAACACAAGUAAUCACUUAUUCACAUAAUUACAGCACUUCAUGGGAGAAAAUGGGCCAACUGAUAAAUAUCCAGAUCCCCUGCCAGCUGAUGGAUCAUUGGCAUCUCCUACCAGACCACCACCCAAGCGCAGGCGGUUGGACUUGGAAGCACCUAUAUCAUUUGACAUUUUGGUUGAACAAGAAAAAAACAAAGAAAAUGUACAAACAACUACAGAUGAUGGAAAUCAAAGAAAUUAUGAACUAAGAGGACAAUGUGAAGUUGGCUGCCAAACAGACAAAGGUAUUGGUCAUGACACAUUAAUCAAAUGUCAAUAUGUAACACAUGUAUAUCAUAUUUAUAUGGCCAAGUAUAAUUUAGUGUAA
Messenger RNA from Ruditapes philippinarum (Manila clam), 802 nucleotides. RefSeq lists its product as uncharacterized. NCBI's taxonomy places the organism in Eukaryota, Metazoa, Mollusca, Bivalvia, Venerida, Veneridae. The transcript is spliced from 2 exons. Bases 479 to 802 code for a protein of 107 amino acids. The record is from RefSeq and is a predicted model, not a curated record.